Messenger RNA from Colletotrichum chrysophilum, 747 nucleotides. RefSeq lists its product as uncharacterized. The transcript has a single exon. Bases 1 to 747 code for a protein of 248 amino acids. The record is from RefSeq and is a predicted model, not a curated record. NCBI's taxonomy places the organism in Eukaryota, Fungi, Ascomycota, Sordariomycetes, Glomerellales, Glomerellaceae.
AUGGAGUGCUGUGAGGGCAUACUCUUUCUCACAACGAGCAGAGUCGGCACUUUUGAUGAGGCUUUCAAGUCCCGCAUGUCACUAGCUCUGUACUAUCCAGCGUUCAACCAGUCUCAGACUGAAAAGAUCUGGAUAGGCCAGAUGGAGCGUAUCGAGGAGUUGUCUGUCAAGACCGCACCGGACGACGCGUCUAGGCAUGUCAAAUUCUUUACCGAUGAUAUAAUAGUACUCUCCAGGGAGAUUUGGUUUUUGCAGCAUUCCCAGCCUAGCUUUCAACCAGUUUGGAAUGGGCGACAAAUUCGCAAUGCCUUUCAGACCGCUGUAGCGCUGGCAGAGUCCCAACAGCGCAGGGAACGCAAAUCGGGACCGAUUUAUGUCAUGAAAGAGCAUUUUACCAAAGUCGCCGACGUUUCAAAUCAGUUCAACGCCUACCUCUACACGGUCAAGCAUGGACGCACAGAUGAGAUCCUGAGCCUCAGAAACCAGUAUCGAGCAGAUCAGUUCGAUCGGUCGUCCCAGACCUCUUGGGGCGGUCUAGGAUUCGCACCGCAGCAGCAGUACUCGCAGUUUCAGCAGCAGCAGCAAGGACUUGGCGGAUGGGGUAAUCUGCAAAACCCCAAUGUCAUGGGCGGCGGUGGCCAGGCGGGAAUGACAAUGGGGGCCCAGGGCCUCGGAAACAAUAAUUUCCAGGCCCAAACCGGCUUCGGAAAUCCUUUGCAGCCAGGCUUCGGGGGUAUGGGAAACUAA